UUUUGGCGACGAUAGAUGAUAUCUAUUCUUGAUGACUGGUGUUAUGAUUGUUCGAAUUACCCAUCAAUUUUUUACUUAAAAGUUUGUGUAAUAAUACCCAUUAGAUGAAAUGCUUAAGAGAAACCACUAUUUGGUCUAUUUUCUUGGUUAAGUAAUAUGGUGUUUGUUACAAUGUUUACUACCUUGCGCAUAUAAAAAACCUGUUUUUUGGUUGCGUUAGGUUUACUUUAUCAAUUGAAGUAUCGGUUGGUAUUGAAUUUAUCAUAUUGUUUAAAAUCAGGCAGCAGCCAGACAACCGUAGAGAUGGUUUUCACAGAUGAAUAGUUUUUUCCAUCUGUUUGUCUACUAAAUUCUAUCUCACAUAAUGGACAUACCGAGUAAUAUUGUGAAAGAUUUGUAUCAGGUGGAUUUUGAGGAUACUUCAUUAUGAAUGAGAUAAGCCGAGAUAGAAGGCAAACCUCAGGUCUGAUUGAUCUGUCAAGAAGCAUGUCCUUGGGUACCAUUAGAAGAUCACUUAAUGAAUCAAGAAGUUCUUGUUAUUCAUGGAGGGAGAAGAGAGCUUGCUUGAUUCCAUAUUUGAUGUGGAAAAUGUUGAAGAUAUGGAAGAUGUUGAGAUGGCUGAUGUAGAAGAAGGAGAAUUGGUUGGGAAGAAUCAUCAAGCUGAGUUGGGACGAAGCAGCAACAUUGAUGUUGAUGUUGAUGUUGAUGUAGUAACUCAAGAACCUCACAGUAAAAAUCGCAGACGUAAAAAUAAUAAGAAGAAAAAUAAGAAAAAGAAAGGCGGUUCAGGGUCUGAAAUCACAGACAUUAACAGAUUUGUAUUAGAUACUUGUAGGCGUUUGAAAGAAAAGAAGUCUUACCUGGUAUGGACUGCGGUUGGCUGUCUGGGUGUGUCUGCUCUGAGUGAUCUUGUGAAAGAGGUUGAUGCAAUUCAGUCUUGUGGUGGUCAGAAAACUGCUGAUGGAAGACGCCACAAAACAGGUGGUGGUAUUUUGUGGAGCAUCCUCAAAGCUCGUGAUCCAAAUGCUUUUAAGGAGAUAAUGAAAAAGGGGAAGGAAUUUGAGAAGCAAUUUAAACAACCGAGUCUGAGGAAAGCACCAAAUCAGAACAAACAAAGUUGUUCCGUAGCAGAUGACGCAAAACCUGUAGUGCAAGAUGAAGAGUUAGGGAUCGAAGAGAAACAGACACAGAAACGACCUGUUAAUGAAAGAAUCCGUGUGCCUGUCUCCUAUGAUGACUUGAUUGAAGUCGAGGAUCCAAAAAACGAGCCAAUUUAAUAGACAAUGAAGGCCGUAAGGUUUGUUACAUGCAUUCUUCCCUUCUUCAAGUCAAGAAAGGUAUCUCUGUUUCUGGUUAAUUAGAACGAUACGGAGUCGAGAGUGCAAGAAGUUUUGUGAUGGUUUUGGUUCAUAAUUUCUUUUAACAUUUUUGAAAUCUUCUCUUGGUGAAGUAGAUGGUGAAUGAAUGGAAGUUUUGAUGCACAUUUUGUGGUGCUAGGCCCACACAUAAUGUGGUUUCUUUUAA
Molecule: messenger RNA, 1524 nt
Organism: Cynara cardunculus var. scolymus (artichoke)
Lineage: Eukaryota; Viridiplantae; Streptophyta; Magnoliopsida; Asterales; Asteraceae
Exons: 5
Coding region: 543-1277 (244 amino acids)
Biological process (GO): snRNA export from nucleus
Source: RefSeq, a predicted model, not a curated record